GCAAGCUUUUGCUUUGCUGAGCGCGUGACGGGCGUUUUCUAUUGUUAAUUCGCAUUUUAUUAACAUUUUUAUGAAUUUAACAUUUAUAAAAAUGUGUUAAAUAUUUCUUUAUAUAUAAUAUUUGUUACUUGAAAACAUUGUAUUGAAAUCACAUAGCGAUUUGAGGUUAUUCCGCUUAAAUCUUUGCAAACACGUGACUAAAUUCAAACGUUGCUAAGCUAUUGAAUUUUCAAUUUAAAAACCAUAAAAUUGUUGUAAUAAUUUAAAUUAAUUAUACUAUGCAAUUUAAACACUGAUGUUAUAAUACUAUUUUACGAUACAGUUUUUAUUAAACAAAUGAAUUCCGACCGUUUAAUUUCAGUUACAUAAAUAAAGUAUUACAAAAUAUACUGCUGCUAUACAUUGUAGUAUGAUUUUGUAAUAAUUUUUAUAAUGAAAUUUGAAAUACAUAACAUUUUCAUCAAUCUUAAUCAAUAUAUUCCAUUAUUAAAUUUGUUAUAAUAUUUCUAAUUUUUUGAGCCAACACCUUAACUUUAAGCACGUGUUCGAACUUAUUGACCGGAAGUACCAUUGCAGCGGUUCUAACAUACUUGAUUCAAAUACCAUGAUAAACGUGUUUAAUGAUAUCGAAACAUUUUUGUAAUAAAUAUCAUACAUACCCACGUUAAAUAAUCAUGAAAUUUGCAUAUAAGUUCAGUAAUCUGCUUGGUGCAGUUUACCGUAAAGGAAAUUUGAUAUUUUCUCCAGAUGGAUCUACAGUCAUUAGCCCUGUAGGCAAUCGGAUAACAAUAUAUGAUCUCAAAAAUAACAAAUCAAGUACUUUACCUAUAGAGAGUACCUACAAUUAUGCAUGUAUGGAUUUGUCUCCUAAUGGAACUUUAUUAAUUGCAGUUAAUGAAAGUAUGAUUUAUAUAUAUAUAUAUAUAUGUAUAAUUUAUGUGUAUCAAACUAGUUUUAUAAUUGUUGAAUAUUUUACAGUGGGAGAAGGAAAUAUAAUUAGUAUGAUUAGUAAAAUGGUAAUACAUAAAUAUCAUUUUAAACAACGAGUCAGAUGUGUAAAGUUUUCUCCAGAUGGUAAACAUUUUGCAGUAUGCAAGGAACAUAAAGUAUUUAUUUUCAAUGCACCCAACUUAUAUUCGUGUGAAUAUAAUCCCUUUAUCAUGGAACAUGUAUUUCUUGGAGCUGUAGAUGAUACCACUUGUAUCGAUUGGUCUUAUGAUUCGAAACUAAUAGCUGUUGGUUCUAAGGACAUGACUACAAAAAUAUAUGGAAUAGAAAAGUUUGCAAAUUUUAGGUAUAUUAGUCUUGGUAGCCACUCUGAUGCAAUAGUAGCAUGCUUUUUUGAGAAGAAAAGUUAUGAUCUGUCUACAAUUUGUAGGAAUGGACGACUUUGUGUUUGGGAAUGUACAAUUGAUCCAGAAGACUUAGUGCAAUGGGAACCUCGUUCUAAAAGGGACAAACAUGAAGAUAGUGAUAUAGAAGAUGAUAUUGAUGUUGAAAAAGUUAUAGAGAAAACAGACAAACAAGCUAAAGCUUAUGAACAUGGCUUACAACAAUCACAAAAUGCGAUUGAAACAGAGAAUGAUAAAAAUUCUGACAAUGAUACAGAAAUAAAAAAAUUACGUUAUCAGAAAUUAUGUCGCCAUUACUUAACUAAUGAAGUUCAGAAAGAGAGGAAUGAAAUAGUGAAACUUACUGCUGCUGUGUAUCAUCAAGAAACUCAUAUUCUAGUAGUAGGCUUCAGUAAUGGUUCAUUCUAUUUGUAUGAAAUGCCUGAAGUAAAUAUGAUACAUUCCCUUAGUAUAUCGCAACAAUAUAUUUCAUCUAUCGCGAUAAAUUCGACUGGCGAUUGGGUAGCUUUAGGAUGUUCUACAGCUGGACAAUUAUUAGUAUGGGAAUGGCAAAGUGAAACUUAUGCAAUGAAACAGCAAGGACACAGUAAUAAUAUGAAUUGUUUAGCAUAUAGUCCAGACGGCCAAUACAUUGUUACUGGAGGUGACGAUGGGAAAGUUAAAUUAUGGAAUACAACGAAUGGUUUUUGUUCUAUUACAUUUCAAGAACACACGUCAACAGUGACAGGGGUGUUAUUUAGUCAUAAUAGAAAAUUUAUCGUUUCUACGUCACUCGAUGGAACUGUUAGAGCAUAUGAUUUAGCAAGAUAUAGAAAUUUUAAAACUCUUACUUCACCGCGUCCAGUACAAUUUUCCUGCGUCGCAUUAGAUUCAAGCGACGAGUUUCUUGCUGCAGGAGGUCAAGAUUUCUUUGAGAUUUAUCUAUGGAGCGUUAAACUGGGUACCCUUUUAGAGAUAUUAAGCGGACACGAAAGCCCAGUUGUCAGCUUGGCGUUCAAUCCAAAUAUUGCAAGUACAGAAUUGGUAUCUGUUUCUUGGGAUAAAUCUCUGAAAAUAUGGAACGCAAUUGAGAAUGGUUCUUCACACGAAACGAUACAAUUAACUUCGGACGGUUUAUAUGUUACUUACAAGCCAAAUGGCGAAGAAGUAGCGGUUGCUACUUUGGAUGGGCAUAUCUCAUUCUUUGAUUGUAAAACGGCAGUACAAACUGGCAGUAUUGAAGGAAGAAAUGAUUUAGGUAGCGGUAGAUCUGAAACUGAUCUGAUUACGGCAAAGAAAAGUUUACAGGGAAAGGCUUUCACCUCCUUAUGUUAUUCAGCCGAUGGUACCUGUAUAUUAGCUGGUGGACAAUCAAAGAAUAUAUGUAUUUAUAAUGUACAAGAGUGUAUGCUGGUAAAAAAAUUUGUUGUAACACAAAACAGAUCGUUAGACGCUGUUGAUGAGUACAUAAACAAACGAAAGUUAACAGAAUUUGGAAGUAAGGCAUUAAUUGAAGAGCGCGAGGAAAACGAAGGAGGAAAUGUAACGUUACGGUUACCAGGUGUUAAAAGUGGAGAUAUGGCAAGUAGAAGUAUAAAACCGGAAGUGAGAGUAUUUAGUUUACAGUUUUCUCCAACAGGACAAGCAUGGGCGGCUGCUACAACAGAAGGUCUACUAAUAUACUCGUUAGACGUUGGUAUGGUGUUUGAUCCAUUCCAAUUGGAAUUGGGCAUAACACCAGAUACUGUAAAAAUAGCUUUAAAUGAAAAAGAAUACGCAAAAGCAUUAAUGAUGGCUUUGAGAUUAAAUGAAAAAUUGUUAAUACAACGUGUUGUAGAAAAUAUUCCACUGUCAGAUAUUGAAUUAACUACAGCAAAUUUACCUGACAUCUACGUCGAUAAGGUAUUAAAGUUUAUAGCGUCAGAAUUGGAGUUAACUAGACACGUCCACUUUUAUCUCCUUUGGAUAGAAACAAUAUUAACUAAACAUGGUGCAAAAAUUAAUUCAGCGCUUCAAAUGCCGAUAUUACUGACACUCCAUAAAAAUAUGCAAAAGAAAUAUGACGAUUUAAGCAAAAUAUGUGAUUUUAAUCAGUAUACAAUGAGUUACCUGAAAAAGGUUGGGGAGUUCAAAGCUAAGAAACCUAUGAAUGUAGAAAUAAAUAGUGACGAGGAAUCUGAAAAAUCUUCAAUCGAAGAAAUGGAUGUUGACUGAAAAAGAACAAUAUUUUAUAAAUACAAGUGUGUACAUGUAUAUAAAUAUAUCACGCGUAUGUAUAAAUUUCUCUAUGGUAACUAUACAUUUUUAAUAAAUUUGUUAAUUAUUUUUUA
Molecule: messenger RNA, 3661 nt
Organism: Osmia bicornis bicornis
Lineage: Eukaryota; Metazoa; Arthropoda; Insecta; Hymenoptera; Megachilidae
Product: periodic tryptophan protein 2 homolog
Exons: 14
Coding region: 675-3545 (956 amino acids)
Biological process (GO): ribosomal small subunit assembly; maturation of SSU-rRNA from tricistronic rRNA transcript (SSU-rRNA, 5.8S rRNA, LSU-rRNA)
Cellular component (GO): Pwp2p-containing subcomplex of 90S preribosome; small-subunit processome
Molecular function (GO): protein binding
Source: RefSeq, a predicted model, not a curated record